Helobdella robusta is the source of this 3594-nucleotide messenger RNA. RefSeq lists its product as hypothetical. Gene Ontology annotation, cellular component: cytosol; cytoplasm. Lineage: Eukaryota; Metazoa; Annelida; Clitellata; Rhynchobdellida; Glossiphoniidae. The record is from RefSeq and is a predicted model, not a curated record. Gene Ontology annotation, biological process: pyrimidine nucleobase catabolic process. The coding region runs from base 151 to 1698 and encodes 515 amino acids. The transcript is spliced from 14 exons. Gene Ontology annotation, molecular function: dihydropyrimidinase activity.
CGAUUAUUCAUUAAAGGUGCCAAAAUUGUGAAUGAUGACCAUUCAUUUUCAGCAGAUGUUUACAUUGAAGAUGGUGUUAUCAAAUUGAUAGGCAACAAUUUAGUCAUCCCCGGUGGAGCGAGGACAAUUGAUGCAAGAGGCAAAAUAUUGAUGCCAGGUGGCAUAGAUGCUUCAACUCACCUCCAGCAAUCCUCUGCAACAGUCAAGUCAGCUGAUGACUUCUACUCUGGCUCUAAGGCAGCUCUGGCGGGAGGGACCACCAUGAUAUUUGAUUAUGUGGUACCAGAGUUGAAUCAGUCAAUCUUAGAAGCAUUCAACAAGUUUCACGAGAUGGCUAGUGAAAAGUCCUGCUGUGACUUCAGUCUCCAUGUUUGUCUCACUUGCUGGAGUGACAAAGUGGCCCAAGAAAUGGAGGUUCUUGUAAAAGAGAAAGGAGUCAAUUCAUUCCACAUAUCUCUUGCUGGAGAUGCAGGCCACAUUGCCUGGAAUGAGAGGGAGUUGUAUGAAGUUUUGAAAAAAUGCAAGCAACUGAAGGUUUUGCUGCUGGUGCAUGCAGAGAAUGGAGCUAUUAUUAAAGAGAAAUUAAAGGAGGUCAUUUCCCAAGGAGUAACUGGACCAGAGGGUCAUUUUUACAGCAGAGCUGAAGAGGCAGAGAUAGAUGCAGUGUAUCGUGUUGUAUCGGCAGGCAACCUAGUGAAUGUCCCUGUCUACAUCAACAACGUCACUUCAAUGUUUUCUGCUAAUGUCAUCUCGGAAAUGAGACGCAGAGGGAAGGUGGUUUUUGGUGAAACAAGAGUAUCUUCAUUAGUGCUGACAGGAAAGGAAUAUUUCAAUGAAUCCUGGAGACAUGCUGCCUCUCAUGUUGUCUCGCCUCCCUUCAGGAAUGAUUCCUCCAUUCCGGGAUAUCUUGUUAACCUUUUAGCCAAUGAUGAUCUGCAAGUUGUCUCAUCGGACCACUGCACUUACGACGUCAGCCAACGAGCGCUUGGCAAAGAUGAUUUCACAAAAAUACCAGCUGGUGUUAAUGGCAUUCAGGAGAGGUUGCUCGUCGUCUGGAGAAAGGGAGUGUUGACAGGCAGGAUGGAUAUGAACAAGUUUGUGGCAGUUACAAGCACCAAUGCUGCCAAGAUUUUUAACCUCUAUCCACGAAAGGGUCGUGUGGCAGUUGGAUCAGACGCCGACCUGGUCAUUUGGGAUCCCGACCUGGUCACUACGAUUUCUACAAAGACUCAACAACAUAAAGGUGACUACAACGUCUUUGAAGGCAUGGAGGUUAAGGGAGGGCCAUCCGUAGUUAUAUCAGCUGGGUCUGUCGUGCUCGAUGACGACGGGUUUCGAGUGACCCAGGGGAGUGGGCAGUACGUGUCUCUUCCUCCAAAUUGUGAUUUCAUUUAUGCUAGGAUCUCUGAGAGGGACAAAGCUAAUGCUCCACAGAAAGUUGUUCGAGAACCGUACAGUGGUCCAUCAUUCAACUUAUCAAAUGGGAUUGCUGCUCUGGAAAUCAGCAGCAGCAGUCAGCAAGCAGCCCACGCUGAGAAGGGCGGUGAGUUCUACAACAGAGCAACCAGCAGUGGCGGCAGACAUCAGCAGGAUUCAAGUUUUCAUCUUAGUGGAGCUCAGAUAGAUGACAGUCAACCAGUGAAGCCUUCCAUGAAGGUCAGCCAGCCACCAGGUGGGAGAUCUUCUCAACUGUGGUGAGAAAGCUCAACAAACAUGCACGCACGCACCUACACACACCCACGCUUAUAUACUCUUACUUAUGUAGACGCCCGCAUUUGUGAACACGUCCAGGCACAUGUAUACACACAAUUACGCACACAAACACAUUCUAAGGUUCGGUGCAUGCCACCAUUAUUUACAAUACUGACCAUCAAAUUUUGCUCUGGUCAAGUGUUCUUGUUUGCAUGUUUUGGUAUCAAAAUUUAACAUUUAAAACUUAGUUCAAUUUUGUAAAUGUUCGUUAAAUUGUUUGGACGCGUGAAUGUUUGUGCACGUGUGUGUGUAUGAAUUCGUGCUUCGUUUUUGUUGUGUUGUUUUACACAUAUUAGUCUAUCUUUAUUUGUACGCUUGUCCACAACUCGUGUGACACCAAGUCUGCGUUGAAAUAUAUUCCAAAAUUUAUGAGGACAGUUGGCGGGCUGUUGCACUGCUGAAAGAUGAACAUGGCGUCAGCAUUAUAAAAACAAACAUUUUUUAAAAAUAAACAUUGUUAACAACAUUACAUUAAAAGUAAGUAACACUACAUUAAGAAUCAUUAAAAAUAAGCGAUUUUACACACAUGACGAGCUAACAAUCUUGCAUUAUUUUCAAAAUCUUAUUCCACAAGAGCGAGUUAAGUUUCAGAAGUUAUUCAUUUUGUGUAUUCUGUCUGCAUUAGUGUUUGAGUGUUUAUUAUUAUUAAAUUUUUAUAAUAUGGUUUUUUAAUUGCUAAUAUUUUUGGCAUUGUUACACACUUUUCUUUUGUAUACUUUCACGUAAAUGUAUGUUCUAACCAUAGACUUGUUUUUCUUUAUGUUGAUUGGGGACAUUAUUACGUCACGGAUGAAUAUUUCCAUUGCAGUCAUUUUACUUCAGUUAGUCAACAUUCUAAAGAACCAUAGGGAUUCUAGAAAAAAUAAUAUUGUUAUUAUUGUGUAUUAAGUUAUUCUGGAUGUUUUUUGAGCUUGUUUAACGAAGCUUUCUUUAAAUCAGUGAAAUAUUUAAUGUAUGUAUCUUGUGAAAUCUCUGGUUGGUUAUAAAGUUGAAACUUCUUGUUUGAACCUCUUCACUUAUUUAGUCAAAGUUUUACACUGUUUUUUUUGUAUUUGUAUUUUAUUGUUAAUUUUUCAAAUCAUGUUUUUUUACCUUUCAAAUGUUAAAAUUUAACUUCUUCAAUGUAUCUUAUUAAUUUAAAAAAAUCGUUCAAUUAUUUAAUUAUUUAUCAAUGAAUAAUUGGUUACGAUCAAAUUAUGUUUGAUUUUUAUUUCAGCUAUUUUCUGAUGUCAUCUUUUUCCAAUUUGUUGAAAAAGUCUAAAAGCUUUUAUUAAUAUUCAAAUUUAUUUUAUAUAUUAAACUUUUAUUAAUUAUUAAAUUCAUUUUGUUGAACACGUUUAAAGGACACAAACUACUUUUAAAAGGUCGAACCUGUAUACUUAAGUAAAUUUAUAGUAGUAUUUCAUCUUGUUUUGAAUGAAGUUUCAAACUAUUAUGUACGACGGUUUCAAUGUAACAUUUUAUUAAACCGAGGCGGGAAUGUAAUCGAGGCUCUCUAGAAAGAUUUUCAUAAAUUUUUGAAAUUUUAAACUAUGAAGUCCAAAUCAUUUCUAUUUCACAGAUUUAUUUCCAAUUAUGUUCAGUUUUCAAUAUCUUUACAGUUAGAUUUGUUUUCUUGUAGGUGUCCUUUUGCAUGAAUUAGGUAUAUUCGUCAAUUUCUUGUCGACUUCUUUUUUAUUUGGGAAUUGCGUGUCCUCUUAAUGACGGCAUAUUUCAUAAUUUCCGUUGAUGUUCGACUACAAAAUUGGUUAUUAUUGACAGCUAUUAAAAAUUACUGAUCCGAAUGAUUUGGAAGAUUAGAUUUGCAAUGUUUCAAAUAAAAAUUAAAUAAAUGUUUCUUUC